GUCAACGUUUGAGUCACUCCAUGCCCGCCAAUUUGUCUACUAAUUUUUUCCUUUUUUGAUCAUCCCGAGUUGAUCCCGAUCAACUAUUUCCAGCCACGAAUCCUUCUCUCACAAUAUGGGGGCUUAUUACGACGAGAUUGAAAUUGAAGAUAUGGUAUGGGAUGAGGUAAAAGGCGUCUACCACUAUCCCUGUCCCUGCGGAGACCGCUUCGAGAUCUCUCGCAAGCAGCUUGCCAACUACGAAGAUAUCGCGACGUGUCCGAGCUGCAGUCUGAUCAUCAGAGUUGUCUACGAUCCGCUUGAUUUUGAAGACGAACCUCCAGAUGACUCCGAGGGGUCUGCGUCGGAGAAAAGUGAAGAGAGUGAGGAGGACGGUGAUGAUAGCGAUGUCGACACGUUCGAGGAUGCUCUUGAGAAGCUUACUCUAUCUGAGCGGUCAGCGGCGACGGUUGCAACAGCAACAUCAGAUAUCAAAUUCCUCGAGUCCGUAUCGAUCAUCACUGCAGACGGUGCUGCUGCAUAACAUUCUAUAGCACAUUAAACUUACAAUAUUUAUGCAUGUGGUUUGUAUCUAUUCGUUCAAUUUAGUGCUCAUCUUCGACGGGCCUAUACUCUGUUGGACAUGGGUCCAGAGAACAGUUUCUGCCUCGUCGAAAGAGCCUCAUCUUUCUCCUCGAGCUGUUCCUGAAAUUCUGUAAGUCUGUAGUAACGUGUUAGGAUCGUUGAGUCUCUGACCUCUCGAUCUUGCCAUGACUAUCAUGCGGAAGAAAGUGAUAAAGGCAAGGGAAAAGAGACAGGACGAGCUGACUUGACUCUGAUUGAUCAUAAUGGUCGUACUUACUAGGUAGCGUCGCUGCGUGGGUCAAGACCUAGCCCUUACGGCAGUUCAAAUUUCUGCCGGAAGGUUCCGACAUGCCCGAAUCGAGUUGAAG
Suillus plorans is the source of this 932-nucleotide messenger RNA. RefSeq names its product zf-CSL-domain-containing protein. Gene Ontology annotation, molecular function: metal ion binding. NCBI's taxonomy places the organism in Eukaryota, Fungi, Basidiomycota, Agaricomycetes, Boletales, Suillaceae. Gene Ontology annotation, biological process: protein histidyl modification to diphthamide. Bases 116 to 523 code for a protein of 135 amino acids. The transcript has 2 exons. The record is from RefSeq and is a predicted model, not a curated record.